GUCAUGGAGGCUUGUGCCAAGGGUUUCAAGCGUCUACUGCUGGAACUCGGAGGCAACGAUCCAGCGAUCGUGCGCGAAGACUGCGAUGUGGACAAGGCCGCAGAAGGCCUCUUCAAGGGAGCGUUUUUCAACAAUGGCCAGACAUGUUGCGCUGCGAAGCGCAUCUAUGUCCAGGAGAAGAUCUACGACAAGUUUGUGCAGGCCUUUGUGGCCCGCGCGCGCCGCGCAGUGCUGGGCAACGGCUUGUCCUCAGGAACUGAGCUGGGUCCGCUGGCAAGUGCUGUGCAACUUCGCCAUGUGAUGGAGCUGGUGGAGGAUGCCCGACGAAAAGGUGGCCGCGUACUCUGCGGCGGUGGGGCCACCGCAGGGCCUCCUGGUGAUGAAGGUUCGAACACGGGCUUGUUCUACCUUCCCACCAUCGUGGUGGAUGUGGCAGAGGGCACUCGGUUAGUGGACGAGGAGCAGUUUGGCCCCGUGGUGCCGGUGAUGUCCUACAAGGAUGAUGAGGAGGCAGUUCAAAGAGCCAAUGCGACGCGCUACGGUCUGUCAGCUUCCAUCUGGAGCGAAGACCUGGACAAGGCGAACGAGAUAGCGAACCGGCUGAAGGCUGGGACAGUCUGGGUGAACAAGCACUGCGAGUUCAUUCGUAACGCUCCGUUCGGAGGCAUCAAUGAGUCAGGUCUCGGCCGUGCGGGAGACCUCGGGGAGCAG
This is a messenger RNA of Symbiodinium pilosum, 711 nucleotides long. The record is from the annotation of a GenBank genome assembly. Lineage: Eukaryota; Dinophyceae; Suessiales; Symbiodiniaceae.